AAUUUGAUAAGACAGAAUUCGGUACUCCAGAUGAGAAACCAAGAUUUCCCGGUAAUGGUAAGCCAUUCCCUGACGACUUGGUAACGGCAUGGGCUGAUCAAUUGAAUAAACCCGAACAUGCAGACGUUGAAUUCCGAGUUCAAGGGCAAUCGAUUUAUGCAAAUACUACAAUACUCACACGACGAUCAGAAUACUUUCAAAGAAUGUUCGAAGGACGAUGGAUGGAAUCAAUCACUUACAACCAAAGUGAAGAGGAACAAGGACAAAAUAUACGGCCGACAUCACAGCAACAAGUUCCAACACCAGAAGAUGAAGAUACAGACAUGGACAGUAAUAUUUUGGGAAAUAAUUCAACAUUCUCUCAUAAACGAAGACGGGUUAUAGAUUUUCAUCCAGAUACAUUCCUUGAAAUGCUGCGUUUUCUUUAUACCAAUCGAGUAUCAUUUGGACCCAGGGAUUCACCAACGUCAGCUGUAAAUAUGUUUAAAAUUGCCGAUAAAUACUUGAUCGAAAAUUUACAACAACAUGCAAAAGUAAAAUUAUGUCGAGGUGUGAAUGUGAAUAAUGCGGCAGAGUUUUUAUUUACGACGGCUUGGCAAUAUGAUGAAUUACGAGAUCACGUAAUGAGUUAUGUAGUGCAAAAUUUUCAAAACGUUUGCAAGACUUCUGGUUUCAAGAACAUUACUUUGAAUUCUGGUAGUUAUCCACAAUUUCAUGAUUUACUCACAGAAAUUCUACAUAAG
Scutellospora calospora is the source of this 743-nucleotide messenger RNA. Lineage: Eukaryota; Fungi; Glomeromycota; Glomeromycetes; Diversisporales; Gigasporaceae. The record is from the annotation of a GenBank genome assembly.